AUGGUUGUAUUCUAUACCUUAAGUGAUUUCUCAUAUGUUGAGAGGGCAAUUAUUGAAGGGUGGGUUUGGUUAUGGUUUCUCCAGCGGGUAUGGUCAGUCGACAAAUUUGCUAGUCUACGAUGGUAUAGAAUACGUAAAUUCGAUUUAAAGUCAAACAUAACGUUAUUAAUUCUCUUGAUGUUGCCUACUCAAAUUGUAUUUGAUAUUGUUUGGACAUAUGUAAAAUAUAAGGAAGGUAACAUAGUAGAUACUUCCUCGGGUAUAAUAAUUCCCAAGCCAGCAUUUAUUAUUGUUAACGGUCAUAAAGUACAGAUUUGGUCGAAUGAAAAUAUAAUAUUAAAGAUGAUUACCGAGUAUAUGUUAGCCUGUAGCUUUGCUUUACAAUCCGGUACUUUGGUUCUCUUACAAACAUUUUGGAGUCAUUUGGCCGAUCAAAUAGGAGGCAAACCUUUUAUGAAAUCGUGGGAAUUUAAAUUUUAUGUCAGUUGGGUCUUUAUUUCUAUGAUUAUAUUCCCAUUGGCGAGAUUACUUGCGAGUCAUGAUAUUAUACUCGUUGAAAAUAUUAUUCAAUUGAUAUUUGCUAUCGAAUUACUUAUUAUCUUUUUGCUUGGAAUUCGAAAUGAAAAAAGGCUAAAGAAUUUACUUUCUAAUAUACGGAAUCAAGGUUCGCCAUCAGGACGAUGGGCAAUCGUUCGAAUUCAAUAUUUCAUUGAAAUGAAUAAAUACUUGAUAUUUGGAACUUUAAUGUCAAGCCUCGGAAUUUUGAUCAUUUGCACUGACGCGGUUACUAGAACAUUCAGGAUUUCAAGGUCAAAAUUUUUGAUGGAUUUACUUAUCAUAAACUCAAAUGUUGGAAGUUUGAUCUUAUGGGUCACAAUGAUUUUAAUCAUUUACCCUCGUUAUUAUACGGAUGGAAUGGUGUCAUAUUUUAACUCGGAACUUGCGACAAACCCAUCAAACCGAUGA
Molecule: messenger RNA, 966 nt
Organism: Funneliformis mosseae
Lineage: Eukaryota; Fungi; Glomeromycota; Glomeromycetes; Glomerales; Glomeraceae
Source: the annotation of a GenBank genome assembly